AUGUUUUCCUCCAUAGCCGCCGCGGCAGGCAACCGCGGUCAGUCCAACUACAGCGCCGCAAACAUGUUCAUGGUCGCUACCGCCAUGGAACGCCGCCGUCAAGGUUUUGCAGCCUCGGUUCUACAUCUCGACGCCGUCCUGGGCGUUGGAUAUAUCAUGCGAGAGUUUGAUGAGACUGUUCUUCCCACUAUCCUCCGCGGAGGAUUCAUGUGGAUGGAAGAGCGCGGAUUCCAUCAAUGCAUUCCCGAGGCAAUUCUUGCUGGAAGACCACAGGCCGGACGCAACCCGGAAAUCAUCACAGGCUUGCGAAGGAUUAAUGCCGAUGUUGCAGAACCUGUGCCCUGGAUAAGGAACCCUCGCUUUCAGCACUAUAUAAACUGGGGUGGUGAUGGAAACUUGAAGAAGAUGAUGCAAAAUGCUGCUGUCCCCGUCAGGGCCCGGCUGUUUGAAGCCGCUUUGCAGCUUCAACAGGACGACAAUUCUGAGCAAUUCAACAUGUCGAAUAUGAGCGCGGAUGAUCUUGGGAUUGAUUCCCUCGUUGCAGUGGAAAUACGCUCUUGGUUCCUCAGGGAAAUGGAUGUCGAUAUGCCAGUACUGAAGAUCCUCGGUGGUGCCUCUCUCGUGGACUUGAUUACUUUUGCGCUUGAGAACAUCCCUUCCGAACUCAUUCCAAAGCUAGCAGCCGUGGAAACCCAGCCAAUGGCUUCCAAUGAGUCGGAGCUGCAAAAAACGCAGCUCAUGCCCUUGGUGGCAUCGUCGGGCUCAAAUGGUUCUGUCCUGGCAAGCAUUGACAACCUCUCUAGGUCUGCAGAGUCAACUAUAGCCAGCUCCUCGUCUGAAAGCCCACUGCCGGAAAGCGAAAGCGAACCUGGGGACGAAGGGCUAAAGUCGCGUUCUUUUGAACACAAGUCAGUACUCCCACAUGAGGUUGAAAGGUCGGUGCCCAUGUCAGCGGGCCAGUCCAGAUUCUGGUUCUUAAACCAUUUCGUGCAAGACCAAACUACUUUUAACAUCAAAUUUUCCAUCAAGAUCAAUGGAGAGUUGAACGAGCACAAACUUGAAGCGGCCGUAAAAGUAUUGGGUCAUCGCCAUGAAGCACUGCGAACCGCCUUUAUCACCGAAGGAGACCAGAAUCUACAGUGUGUCCUCAAAAAUUCCCUUCUUCGUCUUGAAAAGAGGGCAAUACGGGAUAUAUCUCAAGUUAAUCGAGAGUUUGAAUACCUGAGGGACUACAUCUACGAUAUUCAACACGGCGAGACAAUGAGGAUGCUUCUCCUUUCACUAAGCUCAGAGCAAAGUUUUCUCGUCAUCGGGUACAUGCAUCCUGCAAUUAUAAUCCCAAUCCAGGAUGUACCCCUGACCAGCAACGGGAAGCUUGACCGGGCAGCUAUUGAGAAGUUGCAGGUUUCAAACGGCACUGAGCGAGCUACAGGGGCGGCCAAGCUUGGGAACGUGGAAUGUGAGCUUCGCGAGGCGUGGGAGGAGGUGAUUUCAGAAGAAGUCCUGCAACACUGCACCAUCGACCGGGGCAGCAACUUCUUCCAUGUGGGCGACGCCACCUAUCUUGAAGCCGCGGAGACGGACUGGACGGAGGAAACAGCCCUGACCAAGCACGUGGUGGAUGCCGGUCCCUUUAUCUCCGCCGCAACAAAGUCGACAAGGGGCGUCAUAAUCAUGACGGGCGCCACGGGAUUUCUAGGGCUGGAGCUGCUCAAGGAAUUCGUCGAGUCCCCCAGCGUGACCAAGGUUCACUGCAUUGCAGUCCGCAGUCAGGGAAAGCUAGGUUUGUUUCUCGGCUCGCCCAAGGUCACACUCCACCAGGGCGAUCUCAGUGCUCCGCGAGCAGGACUCUCGGUUCAAGCUGCAGAGGCAAUAUUUGGCGAGGCUGGUGCCACUGUCCACAGUGCUAAUGUCGAGGCAACCAAGGAGCUCGCCAGGCUCGCUCUCGUCCAUAAUGUGCCGUUCCACUACAAUUCCACCACAGCCACGGGCCGUCUGAACAACAUGGAUACCUUGUAUGAGAUUUCGCUGGCCGAGAAUAUUCCUCCUCCAGGCUAUUCAGACGGGUAUGUGGCUGGAAAAUGGGCCAGUGAAGUCUUCCUGGAGAAGGUCCAUGAGCGUCUCGGGUUGCCCGUCUGUAUCCAUCGCCCGAGCAGUAUCACGGGCCCGGCCGCAAGCGACCUGGAUGUGAUGAACAGCGUCAUCAAAUUCUCUCGACAGCUCAAGGCCGUACCGACCUCGUCACGAUGGCGUGGUUCACUCGACUUCAUCAGCGUGGAGAAUGCGGCCAAAGGCAUAGCCCGAGUAGUGACGGGAUCUGAUCAGGAGACGAAGCUCAAGUAUCUACAUCAUUCCGGGGACGUGAUCAUUCCCAUUGACCAGCUUGGACAGCACAUGCAGGAGGAGGAUGGAAUCGAGUAUAGGGAGCUGAGCUUGUGGGAUUGGACCGAGUUGGCAGUUGGGUUGUAG
Metarhizium brunneum ARSEF 3297 is the source of this 2469-nucleotide messenger RNA. The record is from RefSeq and is a predicted model, not a curated record. Lineage: Eukaryota; Fungi; Ascomycota; Sordariomycetes; Hypocreales; Clavicipitaceae.